UGUGUGUGUGUACCAAUGUUAGAAAUACAAUCACAUGAUCUCCCCAGGGAGACAGUUGAGAAGACUUUGAGGAAUAAAGAAGAGAAGGUGGGCAGGUUCAGGGUAUGAAAAUACAUCAGGAAGAAUUAGUCCUGGGAAACAACAUAGCCAUCAGCCUGUUGUGAGAAAUCUACGAAGGAAGCAGAAGAUUGGAGCUUUAGGAAAAGGCUACAGUGUCAAUAGAAAGGGUGUAAUUCAGUGGAAAUACCAGUGGGGAAGGACAUGCUGACACUGAGCUGAUCAUGGCAGGGGAUGUAAAGAGACUCAGACGCAUGUUACUGGAAUGCAACAGCAGUGACAAGUUAUGUGUUGUGCGUGAACACCAGACUGAAGUGAUCAUCAUCCCUGUCUUCCUAGUGGGUGUCUUUGUUAUCUUGUUAGGUGUGAUCCUUUGGCUUCGCUAUCAAAGCUGGAGGUCAAAGCAACAACAGCUGCCCAGAUCCCAAGCUGUUGCCCCACUGCCAGCAAAGGAGAAGAAUCAGCAGGAGCUGGGUGAAUCAGGGAACCCCUACAUCCAACUUAGUGACACAACUGUGGAAAGUCUACUAAGAUCUGCAGCCUUGACUCUGAAGGAGCUGGAGAUACCACGGGACAGACUCACACCAGGGUCUUUGGAGCUGAUACACAAUGGCAGUUUUGGGGGCAUCUACAGAGCAGAAAUGAAGACUGGGAACCCUGGGAAGACUAAGACAGUCAUUCUGAAAGCCUUACAGGACAAUGCUGGGCCCAGUGAGGUGAAGGGUUUCCUGGGAAUGAUAAAGUUUCAUCAGUCCCUUGGCCAUCAUGAUACUGUGAUUGAACUUACGGGAUGUUGUAUAGCCCAGCUCCCCCUUUAUAUGAUCCUGGAAGAUGUGUCCCAAGGAGACCUUCUGAACUUCUUGUGGACCUGCCGCAAGGAUGUAAUGACCAUGGAUAAUAUCCCAUAUGACCUCACAGAGAGACAGGUAUACAAGAUCGGACAGCAGGUUGCAGCUGCUUUGGAUUUUCUCCAGCAGAAGAAGCUGUUACAUGGUGACGUGGCAGCCAGAAAUGUCCUGAUCCAGUCUGACUUCACUGCCAAACUCUGUGGGCUGGGCCUAGCUUAUGAAAUUCACACCUAUGGCACCAGUGUCACAAAGACUGUGCCACUCAAGUGGCAGGCACCAGAGCGGCUACGAAUGAAACCUCACAGCAUCAAGGGAGACAUAUGGUCCUUUGGAAUCUUACUCUAUGAGAUGAUCACCUUAGGGGCUCCACCAUUUCCUGAGGUGCCACCUUCUGAUAUCCUACAACACCUUCAGAAACGGAAGAUCAUGAAGAGGCCCUCAACCUGCCAACCAGCUAUGUAUAGUAUCAUGAAGUCCUGCUGGCGGUGGGGUGCGACAGAGCGGCCGUCACCUGCGGAAUUGCUCCAUCGCCUGCAAAUAGCAGCCAAGAGCAGCAAUGACCAAGUGGUGCUCCAGGUGCCUGAGCUGGUAGUGCCUGAACUCUAUGCUGAUGUAGCUGGUGUUGAUUUGGGGAGUCUUGCCAGGAACUACACUAUACUCUGAAUUAUGCUUCUGAGUACUGGGAAGGACUGUACCUCUAACUUUGCCCCUCUUUGGAGAUACCAUGGACUGACCCUUCUGGAGCUCAGAAUGGGCGUGUAUUGGGAGAGGUUCCUCGUCACUUUUUAAACUGCAGAAUAAACAUGGGCAGUUGGUGAAGAUAGGACUGGAGGAGGCAAGCCCCCAGCUCCACCUCCAGCCCUGCCCUUUCUGCUGCAUACAUGCCCACCUCCAGCCAUGGGAAGGGGAGUGGGUGGGCACAUGUUCAGCCCAGCCUCCCUGAUCCUGUAGUGGGAAGAGGACACAUGGCGAGGCCUAACCUCCCAGCACCAGGGGAGGGAGGAGGCUGCAUGGCACAGCCCCAGCCCUAGAGCACCGGGGGAGGGAGAAGGGUGCAUGGCUCUGGUCUCCCCACCCAGAGCAGGUGUUCUGGGGGAAGAGUGUGGGCUGGGCCAUGCCUGGAGAUUUAGGAAGGCAAAGCUUCCCCUGCCUAGCCUACUGGAUACCCAUGGGUAUGUCUACACUACAAAGUUAAUUCGAACUAACGGACGUUAUUUCGAAUUAACUUUGAU
This is a messenger RNA of Pelodiscus sinensis (Chinese soft-shelled turtle), 2137 nucleotides long. Lineage: Eukaryota; Metazoa; Chordata; Testudines; Trionychidae. The record is from RefSeq and is a predicted model, not a curated record.